AUGUUGCAUCUUUGGAAGAAUCCAAGCUUACACAGCCGAACAACCUUUGGGGUUGCUUCGAAUCUCUUGAGAGAAAGACCAUCUUCCUGGUCUUUGGCACCAAUUGCUUUGAAUCUCCGUUGGAGCCAUCAGUACGCACCUCGACGUGUCAAGUUUAAAAAGGCACAAAAAGGACGAGUCCAUGUUCCCACCGGCGGAUCUACAAAAGGAACGCAGCUGGAAUGGGGAGAGUAUGGUAUGCGACUUUGUGACCGAAGCAUUCGUUUUCGAGCAAAACAACUCGAAACGGCUGAGCAGAUUAUCAAAAGAAUUUUAAAGCCAAUCAAGAAUGCUAACAUCUAUACGCGUUUCACUUGCAACAUCCCUGUCUGCGUGAAGGGUAAUGAAACACGUAUGGGAAAGGGAAAAGGUGCUUUUGAAUUUUGGGCCGCGCGUAUUCCCAUUGGAAGAGUUGUGUUUGAGGUUGGCGGAGAAGGCAUGCGUGAAGAAUUAGCUCAACAUGCUCUUCGACAAGCUGCAUUCCAUCUUCCUGGAAAAUUUGAAUUGGUUACCAAAAACUCUCCUAAACGACUUGGCAAUACAUUAAUCCACGAGAACAAAACUUCCUCUAUCAAAACUGAGAAUUCAAAAGGAACAGAUUCAAUAUCGGCGUAA
This is a messenger RNA of Schizosaccharomyces osmophilus, 654 nucleotides long. RefSeq names its product mitochondrial ribosomal protein subunit L16 (gene mrpl16). Lineage: Eukaryota; Fungi; Ascomycota; Schizosaccharomycetes; Schizosaccharomycetales; Schizosaccharomycetaceae. Gene Ontology annotation, cellular component: ribosome; mitochondrial large ribosomal subunit. Gene Ontology annotation, molecular function: rRNA binding; structural constituent of ribosome. The transcript has a single exon. The coding region runs from base 1 to 654 and encodes 217 amino acids. The record is from RefSeq and is a predicted model, not a curated record. Gene Ontology annotation, biological process: mitochondrial translation.